Messenger RNA from Vanessa tameamea, 598 nucleotides. RefSeq names its product splicing factor 3B subunit 6 (gene Sf3b6). Gene Ontology annotation, molecular function: mRNA binding. Gene Ontology annotation, cellular component: cytoplasm; nucleus. The coding region runs from base 202 to 582 and encodes 126 amino acids. The record is from RefSeq and is a predicted model, not a curated record. The transcript has 3 exons. NCBI's taxonomy places the organism in Eukaryota, Metazoa, Arthropoda, Insecta, Lepidoptera, Nymphalidae.
AAUUUGACGAACUCCGAGCCAAAAUAUUUUGUGUAACUAAUACUAUUAUAUAGUAUAUACUGAAUUAUUAUUUUAACUUAAUUAAAAUAUACCAUUAAAGCCAAAUUUAAAUUAAAAGUGAGAACUAUACAUCAAGUUAAAAGAAAAUCAAAUAUUGAUACAAAUAAUUGGAUAAUCCCGGGAAGAACAAUAACGUAGAACAUGGCAUUAGCACUCCAAAGACGUGCAAAUGUAAGGCUUCCACCAGAAGUUAACAGAAUUCUGUACAUAAGAAAUUUACCAUAUAAAAUCUCUGCUGAGGAAAUGUAUGAUAUUUUUGGCAAAUACGGAGCUAUACGACAAAUAAGAGUUGGAAAUACACCAGAAACAAGAGGAACAGCAUUUGUUGUGUAUGAAGACAUUUUCGAUGCUAAAAAUGCUUGUGAUAAUUUAUCUGGUUUUAAUGUUUGCAAUAGAUACUUAGUUGUAUUGUAUUAUAGAUCAAACAAAGCAUUUAAGGGAAUGGAUAUUGAAAAGAAGCAAGAAGAAUUAGAUACAUUAAAGAAAAAAUAUGGCAUUUCAACUGAUGAACUUCAUAAAUAAAAUACUUAGUAAUAAA